This is a messenger RNA of Scaptodrosophila lebanonensis, 1365 nucleotides long. RefSeq names its product casein kinase I. Gene Ontology annotation, molecular function: protein serine/threonine kinase activity; ATP binding. Gene Ontology annotation, cellular component: cytoplasm; nucleus. Lineage: Eukaryota; Metazoa; Arthropoda; Insecta; Diptera; Drosophilidae. The transcript has a single exon. The record is from RefSeq and is a predicted model, not a curated record. Gene Ontology annotation, biological process: signal transduction; negative regulation of canonical Wnt signaling pathway; peptidyl-serine phosphorylation. Bases 1 to 996 code for a protein of 331 amino acids.
AUGAAUGCCUGCGUGGAAAACCUUCUGAUUGGUGGGAAAUACCGCGUCAUCAGGCAGAUUGGCAAUGGCUCCUUUGGCGAAAUCUUUCAUGGGGUCAACACCCAGGAUGGUAGCGAGGUGGCCAUUAAGCUCGAAAGCAUUGACGCCAAAUGUCCGCAACUGAUGUACGAGGCAAAAGUCUACCAACAGAUCGGUCCGCACUAUGGCAUACCGAAGCUUCUACAUCACAGCCGCGAGAACCACUAUAAUGCCAUGGUGGUGGAGCUCUUGGGACCCUCGCUGGAGAGUCUGUUCAACCAAUGCAAGAGACACUUCUCGUUAAAGACUGUCCUCAUGCUCUGCGAUCAGAUGCUCUCACGCGUGGAAUACGUGCAUAGCUGUGGGUUCAUUCAUCGCGACGUAAAGCCCGACAACUUUCUCAUGGGUGCUGGCCGCCACUUGAAUAAGCUCUACGUGAUUGACUUUGGACUGGCCAAGCGCAUCAUCGAUGCCAAGAGUAAUGUGCACAUUCCAUUUCGUACCGGACGCCAUUUGACAGGCACCGUUCGCUACGCCUCCAUCAAUGCCCAGAAGGGUGUGGAGCAAUCUCGACGCGAUGAUCUUGAAUCCUUGAGCUACUGCGUCAUGUACUUCAAUGUGAAGAAACUGCCGUGGCAGGGUAUGGUGGCCGCAACGAAGAAGCAGAAAUACGAAAUGAUUCUGGCGAAGAAGUUAAGCGUAACGAUCGAGGAACUCUGCAAGGGUUUUCCCGCAGAGUUUGCACUAAUGAUGAAGUAUGCCCGCAACUUGCGUUUCGAGGAUGAGCCCGACUAUACGUAUUUGCGUCAGCUAUGCCGCAUAUUGUUUCGAUCGCUGAAUCAUCAGUUCGACUAUAUGUACGACUGGAAUGUUAUGGAGCAGCAGAUAGCUAAUCGGUUGAAGCGCGAUAAUGAGAAGCAACUAGAGAAGGGAAGUGGACGCUCCUACGACAAACACAAGGCGUCAAUGACGAAAUAAAACAGACCCUCAACGUGUUCUGUUUACAAAAUUUUUAUUUUAGUUCAUAAAGUAGUUUUUAAUUAAUGAUUAUAUUUUCGAAAAAAAAAGAAUAGACUUCCAUGAUCUCUCAAUAAGCGGAAUAUGGCUUAAUUAUCAUCCCAAAUUUCUUUCAUAAAAACAAUAGUAUAAAACUAUAUUAAAGCUACAUUCAGAUGGGCAAAUAAUUUAUAGACAAAUUCGUUCCGUUGAAAAGGUACUACAACAGCCUGAACAUCUUAGUUGCUUUGGCUAUAAAUUAACAUUGCAAUUUAGGAUUUAAUCCAAGUUACAAUAAUGUAAAUAAAUAUCAUGACAAAUAAUAAUAUUUGUGUAGCAAUGUAACCGAAA